CGAUUUCCCUAGCGUAAAAAAUCGAGUUAUAUCGUGCUGGACCUGCGACGUAUUGCUCUCCAGUUUCGACGCACUUUCCAGUUGUAAAUAAUAGACUGAGUUUUAAUUUUUCCAGAUCACCUGCCAUACGCCUUCUUCAUUUAUACGCCACUGCCAAAAUGUCAGCGUCACCAAUUGCUCGCCAGGCCGCUCAACCCCAAGGUCAAGCCAUCCCAAGACGAAUUCUCAUCAAUGAUGCCAGUCAAUUACCACAUGAUUACUCCAGUACACCCAAUGGAACUCUGUAUUCAACCACUCCUGGAGGUACAAAGAUUAUCUAUGAUAGGAAUUUCUUGCUGCAAAUGCGCAAUUCCCCUGUUGCCAGGACUCCACCCAAAAACUUGCCUGUAAUUCCUGGUGUCACAUGCGAUAGUCCUCACAAAGAGAAGUCCAAGUUGAUCAAUGGGCAGAAAAAUGUUACUGUACAGCACAAACCUGUGGAGCUUCCAACUGUUGAAAUUGAAAAAGUUGAAGACAAGAAACAGGAAGAACCUCAAUUCGAAAUGGAUAUUUGAAUUUGUUUCAAGUACAAAUGCAAAUAAUCUGUAGACUUCAAUAUUCUUUGAACUUGGUCAGCAAACAAGUUCUAAAUCAAGAUAAAGUGAUGCAAUUUUUCUGCUUGUAAGAAGCAUUGAAUUUUUUUUUUCCCAGUUAACAUGGUUGAUUUUUAUGACAUUUCACUAGAACAUCAAAUCAGAGUGAAAAAGAAGUCAUGGUUUAUUUUCCCUUCUUGGUUCAAGGAGAAGUUUUUUUUUUUAUGUGGGGGAUUUGUUUUGUGCUUCAAAUAAAUUGAUGGAUACAGAACAAGUGUAAACGCGAAUACAGACAAGACAUACAUACA
This is a messenger RNA of Daphnia pulicaria, 880 nucleotides long. It is a transcript of the gene Thor, whose product is annotated as eukaryotic translation initiation factor 4E-binding protein 1-like. Gene Ontology annotation, cellular component: cytoplasm. The record is from RefSeq and is a predicted model, not a curated record. Gene Ontology annotation, molecular function: eukaryotic initiation factor 4E binding. Bases 159 to 554 code for a protein of 131 amino acids. Gene Ontology annotation, biological process: negative regulation of translational initiation. NCBI's taxonomy places the organism in Eukaryota, Metazoa, Arthropoda, Branchiopoda, Diplostraca, Daphniidae. The transcript is spliced from 4 exons.